UACGCAGACCCGCGAACAAGGCAACGAGCAAGCUGCUUCCUUGCCUGAGUUACUCUCCCCAAUCCUGGGCGAGAUGAAACUGAGUCAGCUUGAAGGAGGUGGGACAGUAUGCGGAGAUGGAAUCAUGAUUGAUGCGGCACAGGACAAUGAUAUACUUUACAGCCACUCAACCUGGAUGAUGAGGAGAAGCCGGUCACGCUAUUCGGGCCAGAGCCCGAAUCAAUCCUGUUCUCACCUUUGGGACCAAACAAUGUGGUGUCUAUGGUGUUGGAAAGUGAUACAGACCCUGGAAUUGCUGACCCGAGCACAUAUAUUGACGAUGGGCGGCCGCGCACUAGAAUGGUGAGAUACUCAUCGACCCACAUUCUUCGAACUGUCUACUUACAAUCAGCGCUUCACGUGCACGACGGCAGAUGAGCCAUAUCUCGUUUCAACGAACCCCGUGGCCGCGCGCCACAACACCAUUUCGCUGCUUGGACAAGAGAAGCGACAGGCCGCACCAGCAUCAGGCCGGCCAGACAGUGCUGGCUCUGAAAGCAACAGCUGCGCUCAACUGGCUUGGCUCGAUGAAGGAAGCGAUAGCCAAACGCGCAAGCCACACACCAACUGCAGCGGACUCUGGCCACGAGAAGAGCACGGGCCACGUACAAGCGACGCCGACGCCAAUAUGCAGCGGCAGUCACCAUCCAUUGAGGCUACCAUCAGCCUCCCCCCUUCAUUUACCUUCUCGCACACGAUCGCAGGAUGACAAUACAUCUGAUAAACGAAGAUACUUAUCCACAAGCAUACGUCAUGAAUUGGCGGCGAGGAACUCAAGCAGCAUCUCCGACACAGCUGCAAAGCAGGAGAAUAGGGAUGUGGGCCUGUCGAUAACUACCCGACCGUUCGAUAACUCCGAGGCCGCAGCGGGGAAGAUAUUGGGUGAGGCAGAUGAAGCAAAAGGGAACACCUUGAACCAGCUACUGGGGGCGAUGGGUGAAUGAGGUAUACGGGAAAGAUCUCAGAGAGUAUUGCAAACUUGUGCUAUGCAAAGAAGUUGGUCAAAUUGUUUCUAUCGUAUUUUGUUAUGCG
Molecule: messenger RNA, 1071 nt
Organism: Laetiporus sulphureus 93-53
Lineage: Eukaryota; Fungi; Basidiomycota; Agaricomycetes; Polyporales; Laetiporaceae
Exons: 2
Coding region: 414-983 (189 amino acids)
Source: RefSeq, a predicted model, not a curated record